This is a messenger RNA of Meira miltonrushii, 1821 nucleotides long. RefSeq lists its product as uncharacterized. NCBI's taxonomy places the organism in Eukaryota, Fungi, Basidiomycota, Exobasidiomycetes, Exobasidiales, Brachybasidiaceae. Gene Ontology annotation, molecular function: RNA polymerase II transcription regulatory region sequence-specific DNA binding; zinc ion binding; DNA-binding transcription factor activity, RNA polymerase II-specific. Gene Ontology annotation, biological process: regulation of DNA-templated transcription; cellular response to starvation. Bases 13 to 1671 code for a protein of 552 amino acids. Gene Ontology annotation, cellular component: nucleus. The record is from RefSeq and is a predicted model, not a curated record. The transcript has a single exon.
CUUUCAUCAUUCAUGUCUAGUCGUUUAACAGACUUCACGCAGUGGGACCCUCAAUAUCAACAUUCGCAACAUUACACAUACGCAAAUUCUUUCAAGAUGUCGUACAACCAUCAACCACGUCAUGCGCCUUCAUUGAAUAUUGCAGCUGCGGCUGCAGAAGCAACGCAAGGAUCUGAUCUACCUGUUGGGAACAUGACAAACACUUCAUCAGGCCAAUAUCAUUCUGUCCAACCUCAAACGCAAGUCAAUGGACCAUCAUACAACUUGCCAUUUUCCAAUAAUUCGAUGCAAUACAUGUCCGGAUCUCCUUUGUAUUCCAACUCGAACAAUCAUCCUUUGAGCGCUGGUGCAAGUUCUCAUGGUGGCUUUCACAACGGUCGUCAUAGUGAUUUCAAUAAUGGCUCUACUAUGUCAAUGAGUGCUUCAUCAAUGCAAACUUCGUAUGAUUUCCAUCAUCAAGGUAGCUUACAGUCCCCAAGCCAUUCGGAUCUAAUCUCUUCUCAUCCAUUUGAUAAUCCUGGCAUGUUUCCGGUGAAGGCUAAAAGGAAACAAGUAAAAAAUGCUUGCGUCAAUUGUCAAAAAGCAUGCAAGAGAUGCGAUGAAGGAAGACCAUGCUCACGUUGUAUAAAAUACGGCUUGACGGCUACUUGUAUGGACAGUGCCCGUAAAGAGCGAAAGAGAGGAAUCAAAAGGGGACCUUAUAAAAGAAGAGCAACAACUGGAUCUCAACCAACGGGAACGAAUUGGGGCAAUCAUUCUUAUCUGCAUUCUUCUUCAUCCUCAAUGAUGCUAGGACACGGGAAUGGAUACAGCACUUCUCCUCAUCAUCAUCACAAUCAUCAUCAUGGAAUGGCCUUGCAUUCUGCUCCUCUUUAUUCAACAACGCAGCCAAUGCGUUCUAAUUUGAACGAAGGACAGACAUCUUUCAAUGACGUUUCACGUUCACCGAUCGACCAUUUACCGCACGGUUCUACUGAUUCAUUGAUCAAUAAUACAUCUGCUCCUGCAACUGUACAAAGGCCAACGAUUCCUUUAAAUUCAUUAUCGUAUGAUACAGCUUCAAGUACUUCUCCUUCUAUGUAUGGAAGAGAACACAAUCCAUCCAACGGCUUUUUAAACGCAAGCUCAAAUCAUCAUCGUUUGCACAACAGCGAAAAUGGAUUAGCUAUCCUUUCAAACGGAUCGACGGCUACAACAUCCUCUAUCUUAUCACCAAGAACACCGAAUGGAUCUAGUGAAACGGGAAACAAUGUUGUGGGAGAAUAUCACCUUACGAGUACAUCACCUGGAGGACAGCAAAAGAUGAAUGGAAACAAUACCACAACUUCUUCGUUGACAAAUCUUACUACGGGUGCUUUUCUCAAUCCGAUGAACCAAUCCGGUAAUUCAACUUUUCCACUUCAUUUACCACAAGCUGCACGUUUACGUGGAAUGAAUAACGGAUCAACUCCUUUGCCUUUGAACGCAUUUGCGAAUGAGAAGAGUUCGAUCAACAACUUCGAUUCUCGUCCACGUUACAAUAAUAGUUAUAGUCAUGACGAAUCAUGCACACCGGUAAACGCAAACCAUAACAAUAACGAAGUGGAAGGUUUUGAAGUUGAUCGUGCUUCGCAAUAUUUACCUAGAAAGCGCUUUGUUGCUUCCAGUCCAAUCGUUCGUCCAUUGUUGUAACAAUACCAGUUCCUUUUUCAUAUAUCUGUUUGCCAUUCUUUCUCUUAAUUCCUGUAAUUUGUACAUCUAUCUCUGUUUUGUCAAAUGAUAGUGUGUUCUUAUUGAAAGAUUACCUAAAGGACGAAAGUCUGAGUAGAGUGAUUGAUUCUG